This is a messenger RNA of Numida meleagris (helmeted guineafowl), 923 nucleotides long. It is a transcript of the gene AGR2, whose product is annotated as anterior gradient 2, protein disulphide isomerase family member. Gene Ontology annotation, cellular component: endoplasmic reticulum. The record is from RefSeq and is a predicted model, not a curated record. The transcript is spliced from 8 exons. Gene Ontology annotation, molecular function: dystroglycan binding. The coding region runs from base 142 to 660 and encodes 172 amino acids. NCBI's taxonomy places the organism in Eukaryota, Metazoa, Chordata, Aves, Galliformes, Numididae.
GUAUUCAAAUUCAAAGCUCAUGGGUGGAGACGGGGUGUGCAAAGGUGCAUAAAUAGGCAGGAGGGAGCGUGGUGCUCUCAGUGUGACCGGGAACACCUUCGCACCCCGGCAGGCACCUGGCUGAGCACACACGGAGAAGCCAUGGAGAAGAGUUACGUGUCCGUGUUCCUGCUGCUCAUGGCCAUCUCCUGUGUUCUGGCAAAGGAUGUAGGCAAGAAGGAGUCGAAGGAAACUAGCACUAAACCAAAACUGCCUCAGACACUCUCCAGAGGUUGGGGGGACCAGCUCAUCUGGACGCAGACGUACGAGGAAGCCCUCUUCCGCGCCAAGAACAGCAACAAGCCCCUGAUGAUUAUCCACCACUUGGAUGACUGCCCACACAGCCAAGCACUCAAGAAGGUCUUUGCUGAACAUAAGGAAAUACAGAAACUGGCUGAAAAAUUCAUUCUCCUGAACCUUGUGUAUGAAACCACAGACAAGAACCUUGCACCUGACGGCCAGUACGUCCCUCGGAUUUUGUUCAUCGAUCCUUCCCUGACUGUGAGAGCAGACAUUACUGGAAGAUACUCAAACCGUCUCUAUGCAUAUGAGCCCUCUGACAUUUCCCUGUUGUAUUCAAAUAUGCAGAAAGCACUGAAGCUGCUGAAGACUGAGCUGUAAGGAGAAGGAGGAUGCCCUGAAAGACCACAAAGUCUGGUUUUCACCUCUUCUCCACUCAUUGACACUGCUGAAGAGACUAUUUAGUGAUAUUUAGUGAUGCAUAGUGCUGGUUCAUAAACAUAAACUCUAGUUUUAUGUUAGCACUUUUGUACAGGGCAACAUUUUUAAAAGCUGGAGGCUUUUAAUUUAAGACAUACAGGAGAAUACUGUAUGACCCAAUUGUACAAAUGAUUUUUUUUAAGUAAAUCCAUUUCAAGUGUUUA